CGCCGGACUCGGGUUUCAGUGUUAUUACCGGCCUUGGUUGUCCCAUUCAUUAUUCUUCUUCUUCUUCUUCGUGUCACUGUCAACAGUCUCUGAGACAAGGACUGACAAGUUUGGAGUUGAACACAGUGAUCUGCGUUAUCUAUGGAGUAGGCAGACCGGAACUCAAGUGACAUUGCGAAUUCGGAAACAGUGACACCGGGACACGAAGGUCAACCAGCUUUCCCUACGGAUUCGAAUAAAUCUUUGGAGACACUGGCAGACGAUCAAUCAUGCCUCGUCCACAAUUCCUUCACCGAUCGCUCUUGAGCCGGUCAACGAGGAUCUUGACUAGUCCACCUUCGUCGAUCAGAACGAUGAUCAGCUUGGCUGCACCCUUGACCGCUCGGUCUCCGGAUUGCUUUAGCGGCAGGUCGUCAUCAUGGUCAAAUGCAAACGUGGGCAGGAGUUCCUCGAAGAGACCUUCUACAUCGUUAUCUGCUAGACCUUCUUCAUCUGUACUGGGCCAGCAGGGAGGGAAAAGGGGAUACGCCAACGUCCUUAGUGAUACUCAGACCAGUCAAUUACAAGGGAACGGACGAUAUGUCAGAAUCGUAGAGGUCUCUCCAAGAGAUGGUCUUCAAAAUCUUCCACCGCCUGCCGUUCCCACUGAAGUCAAACGAGAGCUCGUGGAACGACUCCUGGCCGCUGGGGUGAGGAACGUUGAAGUUGGCAGUUUUGUGCGAGGCGAUUGGGUUCCUCAAAUGGCUGAUACAUCCCGACUCUUACCCCUCUUACCGCCCACAUCCUCCGUUCCUCCUCCACCGUCCCGUCCAACGAGGUCCACCUCGCCAUUCUCAGGUGUUCCAACCACAUCAUCCCCUGCUCCUCUCCCCGAAGACGCGAGUGACGUGCACUAUCCAGUACUCGUCCCCAACAUGAGAGGUCUUGAUAACUUGCUCAAGCUGGAACAAGAGUGGAAAGGGAAAGAAGGGCGAGAGCGGUUGACAGAUGAGAUUGCAGUCUUUGUUUCCGCCACUGAGGGUUUCUCACAAGCGAACAACCACGCACCGAUAGCCAAAGUUCUGGGGUCACUUCCCGACGUCAUUUCUAAAGCCCAAUCCCACGGAUACAGGACCCGAGGAUACGUCUCAUGUGUCAUGACUUGUCCGUACUCUGGUCCGACCGCGCCGGGCCAAGUCGUCGAUGUCGUCGAGAAGCUGCUCGAGAUGGGCUGUUACGAAGUAUCAUUAGGGGACACGACCGGGGAAGGGAAUCCGGAGGCUUGGAGACUAUUGUGGACUGAACUCCUCAAUCGGGGGGUAGAUAUGAGCAAAGUGGCGUGCCACGAUACCUUUUCCAUGGCCUUGUCAUCCAUUAUCUCGCUCCUACCCCUCGGCGUGCCGACGAUUGAUUCGUCCCUGGCUGGACUUGGAGGAUGCCCUUAUUCUCCCGGAGCCACGGGCAACGUACCCACAGAAGACGUGGUCUACGCCCUUCACAAACUUGGAUACGAGACUGGUAUCGAUCUCGACAAGUUAGUGGAAGCAGGUAAUUGGCUUUCAGAGACACUCGGCGUGAGGAACGAGAGUCGUGUCGGUCGAGCCAUUUGGGCGAGAAAAAAGGCAGCAGAGGAAAAGGCGGCUAAAGCUGCUGCUACUUCUGCUUCAUCAUAAUUGAUGCCUGAGCAUGCA
Molecule: messenger RNA, 1670 nt
Organism: Kockovaella imperatae
Lineage: Eukaryota; Fungi; Basidiomycota; Tremellomycetes; Tremellales; Cuniculitremaceae
Exons: 5
Coding region: 270-1652 (460 amino acids)
Biological process (GO): L-leucine catabolic process; ketone body biosynthetic process
Molecular function (GO): hydroxymethylglutaryl-CoA lyase activity
Source: RefSeq, a predicted model, not a curated record